CUUAGAGUAUAUAGCAAAUUUAUUAUUUACCUCUAAUUACUUAAAUCAAACAAAAUGUAGGAAUCUAGAUAUUUUUCAAAAACUGGAAUUGACCUUUCGAAUAUCAAAUUUCGAAUAAAUUUUGAAGUUGUUUUACCAGUCUAGUGACAUUUUAUCCGAAGGUUUUUCUAUGUACUUAGGCAGGUGGUUCUAAUGGUUCGACGAGUGGUAGAGCACCCACCGCAUCAUUUUGUCCUCAAGUCAGUUUUGUAUUUUGUAAUGAUAAUUUUGCCGCGUUCGAUAUUUAACUAUUACAAGAGGUUAGAUAUUUUACUACGAUGAAAUCAUCGGGCUAACGGACAUUUUCGUUCGUCGCAAAUUGCGAGUACCUACGUGUGUGUGUAUUCUCAAAAUGUUACGAUUCUACUCAAUAUUUUUCGUGAUUUUAAUCAUAUUUCUGAUAAUAAGCAAAUUCCUAAACGACACGAAGACCUCCGCAGCAUCGGUGACUCCCGGAAGCAUACCAUCAUCGAUCGCGGAAAAUCUUCAGCAGCCAUCAACUUAUUCUGACGAUGACGCUGAAAGGGUUUUAAGGGAGCAACGCUUGAAGAUUGCGGCCGAGUUGUCCCGGUAUAACGUGAGUGCCGGUGAGGACCUAUACAUGGAGUCGGGGGGGCGGCCCGUGCGCAGCAUGAUCGUGUCCUCCUGGCGCUCCGGAACCACCUUCCUGGGCGAGAUCCUCAACGCCGUCCCGGGCAACUUCUACCACUUUGAACCAUUACUUAAGUAUGAUAUAAUACAAAUAAGAGGGCCUCCACAUGCCGAUGAUGCCUUGACCUUACUCAAUAACAUGUUUAAAUGUAACUUCCAAGGAAUGGACGACUAUUUUGAAUUAUGUAGACUACAUUCGUACCAGCUGACCCCUAAUACGAGGCUGUGGGAGAAUUGUGUCGCAAAGAGGGAAUUGUGUUUGAAUGCGAACUUUACGUCCAGGUUCUGCAAACUGUUUCCCUUCCAAAGUAUGAAGUUAUUGCGUAUGAGGUUGAAGUUGAUGGAGGAUAUCUUACGGGAUAAAGAUUUACCCAACGUGAAGGCGGUGCUGCUAGUGCGUGACCCGCGCGGCGUGCUACAAUCCCGGCAGCACACGAAAUGGUGCCGCCCCGCGCCCGACUGCUGGGACCCCGCGCGCGUGUGCGGCGACCUGGUCAGCGACUACCGCGCGGCCCAAGACCUGCACGAGAGGUUCCCCGGUAGAGUCACCUGGCUGCGCUUCGAGGACCUCGCCCUGGACUACAGCACCCAGACGCGGCGUCUGUUCCGCUUCCUCGGGCUUGACGUGAGUCCGGCCGUGCAGGAGUUCCUCGACUCGCACACCAACCAGCAGGACUCGAACAUCUACUCCACGUAUCGGGUCACCAGCGAGGUGCCCUUCAAGUGGAAGAAGGCGCUUAGCUUCGAGUUCGUUAGUCAUGUACAGGAUGCGUGUGUCGAAGCGAUGGAGCUGUGGGGCUACCGUCCCGCGCACAACCGCAGCCACAUGCAGAGCGAAGACUUCCUACCCAUCGGCCCCUACCAAGUUACACUAUGAUCAUGGAAAUAAAUAAACUACGUUCAUAAACUGAA
Messenger RNA from Plutella xylostella (diamondback moth), 1602 nucleotides. RefSeq names its product carbohydrate sulfotransferase 4-like. The record is from RefSeq and is a predicted model, not a curated record. Gene Ontology annotation, molecular function: N-acetylglucosamine 6-O-sulfotransferase activity. Lineage: Eukaryota; Metazoa; Arthropoda; Insecta; Lepidoptera; Plutellidae. Gene Ontology annotation, biological process: N-acetylglucosamine metabolic process; sulfur compound metabolic process.